AUCCUGCUCUCAUGUGUACAGAUCGUGGCUGGGGUGAACUACUUCUUGGAUGUGAAGAUCAGCCGAACCACAUGUACCAAGUCCCAGUCCAACUUGGCCAACUGUCCUUUCCAUAACCAGCCACAACUGAAGAGGACGGUGCUCUGCUCUUUCCAGAUCUACACUGUUCCCUGGGAGGGCAAAAUCUCCCUGACAAAAUCCAGCUGUCAGAAUGCCUAAGAGUCUGUGCCAGGCUGGGCCACCCUGACUGCCUCUUCCCGGCCCCCUUGUAAUUCUCCCAAUGCUUAGAUUGGUGGCCCGCACCCUGGUGGAAGUCUUCCCAUGCUCCAGUACCAUGAGACAAAUAGAGAUGGUAUCCUGAGGCAUUUGUGAGCAGCCAAGUGGCUCUACCCCGGUCCUUCCUUCUCACUGCCUGUCACAUACACCGGCACGUGGUGCAUAAGCACUGCUCCACCCUCCUCAAUAAAAAAGUAGCAUCGUUC
This is a messenger RNA of Galeopterus variegatus (Sunda flying lemur), 482 nucleotides long. RefSeq names its product cystatin-C-like. Lineage: Eukaryota; Metazoa; Chordata; Mammalia; Dermoptera; Cynocephalidae. The record is from RefSeq and is a predicted model, not a curated record. The transcript has 2 exons. Gene Ontology annotation, molecular function: cysteine-type endopeptidase inhibitor activity. The annotation marks the transcript as partial.